This is a messenger RNA of Drosophila arizonae, 796 nucleotides long. RefSeq names its product zinc finger protein 511 lethal (2) k10201. The record is from RefSeq and is a predicted model, not a curated record. Lineage: Eukaryota; Metazoa; Arthropoda; Insecta; Diptera; Drosophilidae.
CGAUAUAAAUAGGUCAUUUGGUUUAAAAGCAAACGCGUAAUGAAUUCGGAAAUAUCUUCCGGCGUUUUACUCGCAAAAGAUCAAUUGCAAAAGAUAUUAGAUAAUCUAUCUGUUGGUUUUAUAACGUCUACGGAAGGAAACAAGAUUGCUUCAAUUUUGCCUCCAUUUAAGAAGCUUGGUGUACUCAUUGAUCUCGAGGACAUUGAAGAAGCUGAAGCAAAGAUUCCGAUUUGGACAAACGUUGUGAACACGAAGACAACACAGUCGCAGUACUACAGCUGCAUACAAUGUCGGCGGCAAUUGCCAACUCCACACCUUUUGGAUCUUCACAUAACCGAGCAGCAUGAUUUGUACUUCGCAGCCAGCGUCGAGCGAGGCGACAAACCCCAUUACACCUGUUACAUCGAAGAAUGUCCUUUAAAGUUCUUUCAGCCUGCCGACCGAAAGGAUCAUUGCAUUAAAGUACACAAAUUUCCGGCGAACUAUCGCUUUGAUCAAGGAAAGGCUCCCAAUAAAGCAAAAAGUUGUACAAAGAAAGCAACUAAUGCUAUGGAUGUUGAUAAGGAAGUAAAUGUGGCUGCGAACAUGAGCGCUGAAAAAUUUCCAUAUAUCAAGGCUUUCAGUUUCGGUCAUCCAACGCAGCGCACUUUCAAUACACGCAAGGAGAAGGCGUUGCUAGAUGUGCGGGCAAUAAAGGAAGCGCUGGACGAUAUGGACUAAGUUUUAUUAUACCAUUUUAUUACUUGAAGUUGGUUUUAAAAGAUACUUGUAUUAAUUAACUUGUGGAAACCUUAAA